Molecule: messenger RNA, 862 nt
Organism: Trematomus bernacchii (emerald rockcod)
Lineage: Eukaryota; Metazoa; Chordata; Actinopteri; Perciformes; Nototheniidae
Gene: dnlz
Product: DNL-type zinc finger
Exons: 3
Coding region: 197-784 (195 amino acids)
Biological process (GO): protein stabilization; protein folding; protein import into mitochondrial matrix
Cellular component (GO): mitochondrion
Molecular function (GO): protein-folding chaperone binding; zinc ion binding
Source: RefSeq, a predicted model, not a curated record
UUGUUUCCCACUUUAUAUAUUUCUAAAACUCUUUCCAAAACGUAAUACAAUGUUAUCAAACAAACAUGGAUCAAACUUUGUUAGAUAAAAAAAUAAAAUACCAUUAAUUUGAAAAUACCAAAAUGCGUGAUGUCAUCGGGCCGCGACAAACCAUACGUUGAAAUCGCAUGCAACGCAUUUGUAAACACUACCUGAAAUGUCGCUUUUACUAACAUGUUUAGAUAUGUUACGUUCACCGGCUUCUUCCAGGACAAUGCUGCCUGUCUGCCGGUUCAUUCGAGGUUUUUCUCGGAGUCUUUUAGCACCGUCUGGGCCCGGUGUGGUUCUCAGCUGCAGCCGAAAAAGAGCCCUGAAGUCCGGGCAUCUCCUCUCCUGUCAGCCGGUGUUACCGGCAGACAUCAGAUCCAGAGAAUUCUCCUCUUCACUGAGGGUCAGAAGUGACGCAAUUGGAAAGAUCGAAUCAAAACAUUACCAGCUAGUUUACACAUGCAAGGUUUGCUCUACCAGGUCCACAAAGAGGAUAUCGAAGCUGGCCUAUCACAAAGGAGUUGUGAUCGUGACGUGUCCGGGGUGUGAGAACCAUCACAUCAUCGCUGACAACCUGCGCUGGUUCUCCGACCUGGAAGGCAAGAGGAACAUUGAGGAAAUCCUUGCUGCCAAAGGAGAGACUGUGAGGAGGGUGGAUGGGAGUUCUGCUUUUGAAAUCGUGGUGGAUGAAUCUGGGAAAGAAAGGUCACAAUGUGAAGACGACACAGAAAAAUCAGACCCAGAAAAACAACAAUAAUGAUACCUUUAUUCUAUACAUGUGUAUUGUGAGAUGUGUUAUAUUUUAUUCUAUAAUAAAAACUAAUGUUUUUUUGUA